Messenger RNA from Sarcophilus harrisii (Tasmanian devil), 6101 nucleotides. RefSeq names its product potassium voltage-gated channel subfamily H member 7 (gene KCNH7). Gene Ontology annotation, biological process: membrane repolarization during action potential; potassium ion transmembrane transport. NCBI's taxonomy places the organism in Eukaryota, Metazoa, Chordata, Mammalia, Dasyuromorphia, Dasyuridae. The record is from RefSeq and is a predicted model, not a curated record. The transcript is spliced from 16 exons. Bases 450 to 4061 code for a protein of 1203 amino acids. Gene Ontology annotation, molecular function: inward rectifier potassium channel activity. Gene Ontology annotation, cellular component: membrane.
GCUUGAAGUCUCCUAUCUCCUUAAACAUCACCACGGUUCGGGGAAACCGCCAGGUUAGGUCCAUUUGCUCUAUGAAAUUGUCGGUGUUUGGUAGUAAAGAAACAGAUCGAUUGCACUUGUGACUCCUUCCCUCCCCCUAGCCACCCCGUCGCUUCCCCCCUCCCCCGCCUCUUGUCCUCCUUCCUUCUCCCUCCCUCCUCCCCCCAACCAUCUCACCAAACGACAGUCCGGUGCGAGGUCCCCCUCAGGAAGGUGUGGGGAAUGGAUUUUGCUCCAGUGGGAAAAGCGUGUGUCUAGAAGUGGUGCUAAUGGGAAGAGAUUUCUGUAUUUCAAAAGAGGAUGAUUUGUCACAAAGAGAAGCUCGCUCAGUGGUCUGGGCUGUAGCCGUGUAGAUCACUGGAGAACUCUUGUGUUCAGGGAGAGAACUGAUCCGAAGAUCGGGUGUAAACAUGCCUGUUCGCAGAGGUCAUGUGGCACCACAAAAUACAUUUUUGGGGACCAUCAUACGGAAAUUUGAAGGGCAAAAUAAAAAAUUCAUCAUUGCAAAUGCCAGAGUGCAGAACUGUGCUAUCAUUUACUGCAAUGAUGGGUUCUGUGAAAUGACUGGGUUCUCCAGGCCAGAUGUCAUGCAGAAACCAUGCACUUGUGAUUUUCUUCAUGGACCAGAGACCAAGAGACAUGACAUUGCCCAAAUUGCCCAGGCGUUGCUUGGGUCAGAGGAAAGAAAAGUGGAAGUUACCUAUUAUCAUAAAAAUGGAUCAACCUUCAUUUGUAAUACUCACAUAAUUCCAGUGAAAAAUCAAGAGGGAGUGGCUAUGAUGUUCAUCAUCAAUUUUGAAUAUGUGACUGAUGAAGAGAAUGCUGCCUCCCCAGAGAGGUUCAACCCAAUAUUACCAACAAAACCCGUAAAUCGCAAACUUUUUGGUUUCAAGUUGCCUGGUCUGAGGCUCCUGACCUACCGAAAGCAAUCCUUACCACAAGAAGAUCCAGACGUGGUAGUAAUCGACUCGUCUAAGCACAGUGAUGACUCAGUGGCCAUGAAGCACUUUAAAUCCCCUACAAAAGAAAGCUGCAGCCCCUCUGAAGCAGAUGACACAAAAGCACUGAUACAACCCAGCAAAUGUUCUCCUUUAGUUAAUAUAUCAGGACCACUUGAUCAUUCCUCUCCCAAACGGCAAUGGGACCGACUCUACCCUGACAUGCUGCAGUCAAGUUCCCAAUUAACCCAUUCCAGAUCAAAAGAAAGUAUUUGUAGUAUACGAAGGGCAUCAUCAGUGCAUGAUAUAGAAGGAUUCAGUGUCCAUCCCAAGAAUGUUUUUAGGGACCGACAUGCAAGUGAAGACAAUGGUCGCCAUGUCAAAGGGCCUUUUAAUCAUAUCAAGUCAAGUCUACUGGGAUCCACAUCUGAUUCAAAUCUCAACAAAUACAGCACCAUCAACAAGAUUCCUCAGCUCACUUUGAAUUUUUCAGAUGUCAAAACUGAAAAAAAGAACACAUCCCCUCCUUCUUCUGACAAAACAAUUAUUGCACCCAAAGUUAAAGAUCGAACACACAAUGUAACAGAGAAAGUCACACAGGUUCUAUCCUUAGGAGCUGAUGUCUUGCCAGAAUAUAAACUACAGACACCUCGGAUCAACAAGUUUACUAUAUUGCACUACAGCCCUUUCAAAGCUGUCUGGGACUGGCUUAUCCUAUUGCUGGUCAUAUACACGGCUAUAUUCACCCCUUACUCUGCAGCCUUUCUCCUGAAUGACAGAGAAGAGCAGAAAAGAAGAGAGUGUGGUUACUCUUGCAGCCCCCUCAAUGUUGUAGACUUGAUUGUGGAUAUUAUGUUUAUCAUAGAUAUCUUAAUAAACUUUCGAACAACCUAUGUAAACCAGAAUGAAGAAGUGGUAAGUGAUCCAGCCAAAAUUGCAAUUCACUACUUUAAAGGCUGGUUCCUGAUUGAUAUGGUUGCAGCAAUACCUUUUGACUUGCUGAUUUUUGGAUCUGGCUCUGAUGAGACCACAACACUAAUUGGCCUUUUGAAGACAGCUAGGCUUCUGCGAUUGGUGAGAGUGGCACGGAAAUUGGACCGAUAUUCUGAAUAUGGUGCUGCUGUUCUCAUGCUUCUCAUGUGCAUAUUUGCUCUAAUUGCACAUUGGCUGGCUUGCAUUUGGUAUGCUAUUGGCAAUGUAGAAAGGCCUUACCUGAUUGACAAAAUUGGAUGGUUGGAUACCUUAGGACAACAAAUUGGAAAACGUUACAAUCAAAGUGAUGCAAGCUCUGGACCAUCCAUUAAAGACAAAUACGUUACAGCACUUUACUUUACCUUCAGCAGUUUAACAAGUGUAGGAUUCGGGAAUGUGUCUCCUAACACCAAUUCGGAGAAAAUCUUUUCCAUUUGUGUCAUGUUGAUUGGCUCACUAAUGUAUGCAAGUAUUUUUGGGAAUGUAUCUGCAAUUAUCCAAAGACUGUACUCAGGAACUGCCAGGUACCACAUGCAGAUGCUGCGAGUAAAAGAAUUCAUUCGCUUUCACCAAAUUCCUAACCCUCUGCGGCAGCGGCUUGAAGAAUAUUUCCAACAUGCUUGGACUUACACCAAUGGCAUUGACAUGAAUAUGGUUCUAAAGGGAUUUCCAGAGUGUCUACAAGCUGACAUAUGCCUGCAUCUCAAUCAGACUUUACUUCAGAACUGCAAAGCUUUUCGGGGGGCUAGUAAAGGUUGUCUCCGAGCUUUGGCUAUGAAGUUUAAAACAACACAUGCACCUCCAGGAGACACCCUAGUUCACUGCGGGGAUGUCCUUACUGCACUUUACUUCCUAUCCAGAGGUUCUAUUGAAAUCCUCAAAGAUGACAUUGUCGUGGCUAUUCUAGGAAAAAAUGACAUAUUUGGAGAAAUGGUUCAUCUUUAUGCAAAACCUGGAAAAUCGAAUGCAGAUGUAAGAGCUUUAACAUACUGUGACUUGCAUAAAAUCCAGCGAGAAGACUUGUUAGAGGUUUUGGAUAUGUAUCCUGAAUUUUCUGAUCAUUUUCUGACUAAUCUAGAAUUGACUUUUAAUCUAAGGCAUGAAAAUGCAAAGGCUGAUCUCACAAUAAGAUCACAAUCUGCAAAUGAUUCUGAUGGAGAAAACUGUAAACUUCGGAGAAGGAAAUUGUCUUUUGAAAGUGAAAUAGAGAAAGAUUAUCACAAAGGAAGUAGUACACAUGAUCCUGGAGACUCCAUAGAUACCACAAGACGUUAUCAGUGUUCCAAGAAACAUUUUGAAGAGAAGAAAAGUGGAUCAUCAUCAUUUAUCUCAUCCAUUGAUGAUGAACAAAAACCUCUCUUCUCCAGAAUAAUGGAUUAUGCUCCAGGAACAGAGAAAAGAACUAGUUUGAAUUUUGAAGAACAAAUGAUGACUACUUCAGAAAGAUUCCAUCUUGACAAAAGAAGUCAUUUUUACAAAGAUAUCACUGAUGCAAGAAAUUGGGAACAAGAAAAUUCUCGGGGACACCAAGAGGAGUCUAGUCCCUCAGCAUACCACCGAGUUACCUGGGGGAUCUGUGAAACUGAAAGUGAUCUCACAUAUGGAGAAGUAGAACAUCGGUUAGAUUUGCUUCAAGAACAACUUAACAGACUUGAAUCUCAGAUGACAGCUGAUAUUCAAACUAUUCUGCAGUUACUGCAGAGGCAAACUCCAGUGGUCCCACCUGCUUAUAGUAUGGUAACAACAGGGGCAGAAUAUCAAAGACCAACUCUCAAAGUGAUGAAAACUCAUCAAUCUGUAGCAUCUAUUAAAACUGACAGAAGUUUCGGUCCUUCUUCACAAUGUCCUGAAUUCCUAGACCUUGAAAAAUCUAAACUUAAAUCCAAAGAAUCACUCUCCAGUGGGGUGCAUCUGAACACAGCCUCAGAAGACAACUUGACUUCACUCUUAGAACAAGAACCUGAUCGCUCUUUAGAGCUCCAUCCCCAGCACAGUAAAACUUACCUUCAUCCCAUUAGGCAUCAUCCUUCUUUACCAGAUUCUUCCCUAAGCAAUAUAGGAAUCUUGGGUCUUCAUAGGCAUGUUUCUGAUCCUGGUCUUCCUGGGAAAUAAUCAUUAUUAUUUUUUUUUACUCUUUACUUCAUAUAAAAUGUAAGUGCUUUUAAUGGCUGUUUUCCUUUUUUUUGUAUUUAAAUCCUCUAUACUUGACUCAGGGGCUAACAAGUUACCAUUAUAUGCAAAAGUACUGUAUAUUUUCCUAAAUUAAAGCUUGUAAGGUAAAGUUGAGCAGUUAGAUGUAAAUAUAUUUAAAUAUGUUCCAAAUGUUUAAAACUGCCAGCAUCUCAAGGCACCUUAUAUUUUUAUUUUAUUUUUAUUUUUCAACAUCUGCAUGUUAGGGAACUCCAACUCAUGUUGCAUGGACAAUAUCAUUUACUGCUUUCAUUAAAACAAUACCUUGUAAAAUGCCUUCCAAGUAAGUAAAAGACCAGAGGAUAAUCUAGUUCGUGGACAUAACUCAGAAUUUAUUAAAUUAGCUCAUCUGAAGUUCAGAGAACCAAAAAAAAUGCUCAUUUUGAAAAAUUGUAAUCAUCAUUCUGUAUGGAAUACUUUAUACUCAAUGGCACUUAUUCCAAUAAGGGAUUAUAAAAUCACAAACAGAAAAAAUAACCUCUUCCAAGUAAGUGUAGGUAUUUCAAAAGAUUGAACUUGAUUUAAAGAACUAUCACCAAUUGCAUUCAUAAAACACAUUCAGUAAUUUCUCACUGGCAUAGUAAUUUGACUAUGUAAGGACACAUAUUUCUUUAAUUUUUUUCUUGACCCUCCUCAAAACUUAUAAAACUUGUCUGACAGACUGAUUCACACAGCUGUUAUUCAACCUGAAGACAUAUUGAACCACAUCAAUUUUCAUGCUACUGUUCCUUUCAGACUUUGCCAUCUUAAUUCUUACCCCUAAUUCUUUCCAAAAUAUUCCACUUGCAUUAGAAGUCUUUCUGUAUUUUAUCUUUUUGCCAUAGAGGUUAAAGAAUAUGUACAUUAUUGGACUAAAACACCAUAAUAAAACCUCAGUUAAGUAGAACGUUUACAGAAUGGAGUAUUCUGAUUUAUGUAAUAUAUUAGGAAGAAAAGGGUUCAAUUCAUAUCCACUUUCAAUCUAGGAUUUUUGGAGCAGGACGGCUAGAGAUCACCUAGUCAAAGUUCAUUUUGCAGAUUUAGUUUCAACCAUUGAACACUUCCUAAAAUGUAUUAGUGCAUUUUCCUGCCUUAAGUUAAAUAUACCAAAAGUAAUUUCAUUUUUGAUACUCCAGAAUCUCACACAUCAAGGUCAUUGUAGAGAACUUUUGGUUCCAUGAUACAAAAACAUAACCUGGAAGUUUUUUUUAGUAUAUUACUAAGAUGACAGCCUAUUUUAUUCUCUUCCAAAAAUAGAGGGUAGAAAAAUAUUCCAACUUAGUGGAGCGUUCUAAAUUGGGUUCCAUUUAACUAAACUUUUCCAUUUAAAAAUGCACCUUACAUCAAUUUUUUAAAAUGCUAGUAUAGAUGAACCCUAGUGGGUGAGUUCUAGAUGGGGAGAAAGUUUUUUUCAAUUUACUUUCUUUAAUAAUUUUUAAGCCCAUGUUGUCAUUCAUCAAGAGAAAUUGAAAGUAUGUUAGGAUUCUGUGUAUUACAAAAUUGAUCAUACAUGUAAUACAUGAAUAUCCAUGUAUUGUUAAUUACCUUUGUGUACAAACCCAACUACCUGUAAAUCUAAAAGGUGAUAUCUAAAGCUGCAAAUUCUUUAUACAUCGUACAUGGCCAGCAUCUUGUGACUAUCUUGGCUUAUUUCUUAAAUAUUUAACUGUUUCACACAUUGUUAGAGAAACUUUAUUCUGCUACUUACAUUUUACAACAUGACCAGGUUAUAAAAUAAUCUAAUUUUUAAUUGGGCAGUGGAAAAUGAAUCUGCAUUGUGAUUAUAUUUUAUUAUUCUGCUUAAUUUGUGAAAAGCAGAGAAGCACAAAUUAUUAGGAUUGGUUUACACAAUGCCAAAAUUUCUCUUAAAAAGCAACACCACCUCUUUGCUUUUGUGAAGACAAUCUUCAUAAUCGACAUUUUAUUGUUACAUUUUCAGCAAAUGACUUGGCCAAAAAAAAAAAAAGCCAAUGCUUGAUUUUA